This is a messenger RNA of Cherax quadricarinatus, 1199 nucleotides long. Lineage: Eukaryota; Metazoa; Arthropoda; Malacostraca; Decapoda; Parastacidae. The record is from RefSeq and is a predicted model, not a curated record.
AGGUGCCACAACUGUCCCUGUCCUGGAAGAUUCUGGCUCCACCAUCAUGGAGAAAGUUGAGAGAAUUACUAUGAAAUACCUCUCAAGAAGUUAACUGUUGAUGAUCUUCGUGGGAUGAGUGAGAGCAUCAAGAGACUGGUGGAGGCUGGCCUGGUGUUUGGUGUUCAGCAAGACAAAAAUAACCUCUGCUUGUCCAGGAUAACUUUAGGAGAUGGUCAACUGUAUCUCCACACUCUCCAGCGCUACCCUCUACCCACCAGUACUAUCCAGGUGACGGAGGUGAUGGAGGCCCUGGAGUCGUCCUCCACUCUGGUAUUUCUUGACCUGGCCUGGCCUGGAUCACCCAGACGAAGACUCCACAUCCAGCUGAAUACUGAUACCAUGCUGGCCAAACAGUUUGUGUUGUUGUGUACUGGACAACAUCAGUCAGGCUCCUCCUUCCUCAACACUAAACUGUUGUGGUUGGGGAACAAGGGUCAGCCAGGGGAGCAUGUGUUGGGUGGAGACUACCAGUAUAAUAAUGGUGAUGGAGGAGCACCACUGCUGACUCAUAAGUAUGCUUACCAGUACCAGGAGUCAGGCAGUGCUGGUACUGUGUUGUCAUGGUAUGACCCAUGGACUAGCAAGAGUACACAGUUCUCCAUCACCACAACGGAUCGCACAGAUGGUAGGCAGUGGCCCCGUGUCUUUGGUAAGGUGGUGAGAGGCCUGGAAGUGUUGAGGGCAGCAGUCAACCACAGUGACAUCACAGAGGUGACUGUGGUUGACUGUGGUGUUGUAUUGACUCUCUAGUUCACUGUACUAUCACUAUUGUCACUAGCACUAAUGUAUAUCACCAUCAAUGCAAUGAAGUCACAUUCACUGCAGCAGUAUCACCAUCACUAGAGCGGUGUUUCACAAUCACUAAAGUGGAAUGUCACUAUCAGUACAGGUCUCACAAUUACUACAGUGGUGUCAAUGCAGAAGUGCUCAACGAGCACUGUGUUGUGACCAUGACAGUGGUUUCACCACCACUACAGUGGUGUCACCAUCGCUACAGAGGUAUCACCAUCAGUACAGUGGUGUCACCAUCACUACAGUGGUAUCACCAUCAGCACAGUGGUGUCACCAUCAGUACAGUGGCGUCACCAUUAGUACAGUUGUAUCACCAUCAGUACAGUGGCAUCACCAUCAGUACAGUGGUGUCACCAUCAGUACAG